This is a messenger RNA of Polyodon spathula (Mississippi paddlefish), 3432 nucleotides long. RefSeq lists its product as uncharacterized. The record is from RefSeq and is a predicted model, not a curated record. The transcript has 6 exons. Gene Ontology annotation, cellular component: mitochondrion. Gene Ontology annotation, biological process: fatty acid beta-oxidation. Gene Ontology annotation, molecular function: 2,4-dienoyl-CoA reductase (NADPH) activity. Bases 288 to 1019 code for a protein of 243 amino acids. Lineage: Eukaryota; Metazoa; Chordata; Actinopteri; Acipenseriformes; Polyodontidae.
AUUCUGUCCCUAGUUUGUACAAGUACUAAAGCUAUGGUUGUAAUUAUGGUUGUCCCCAGGCAAGAUAAAUGUCAGAGAUGGGGGCGGUUCUUUUACCUGUCGGGGCGUGGCUUAAUUCAUAGGGAGGCGUGACUCCCAUCCUACCGAUGCCCAUUUAAACCCUUGAUAACGUGCAGCCUCCAUCAGUUGUACAAACUGAUUUUUUUUUUUUUUUUUUUUUUUUUAAACAAUUUUCUUUUUUAUCCCCCCUAUUGCAUUUUGAGCUGGAGUUUUGUGUUAAACCCAGGAUGUCUUCUUCUGACAGAGUUGUUUUGGCACUUGGGGGAGCUGGCACUGUUGGAUCAGGAAUUGUCAAAGCGCUGCUGGACAAAGGUUUCCGUGUGGCUGUGAUCUCCAGGGAUGGAAACAGACUUGAAAAGCUGCAGAACUUCGUCACCCCUUCCACCAAAGACCGUCUCUAUACACUGGUAGGAGAUGUGGGGACUGAGGAAGGAGCCGAAGCAGCUAAAACCAGCCUGCUGAAGAGUGUGGGCAAGGUGACUGACAUCGUGUCAUCACUGGGCUUCAGCUGGUGGCAGGGGGGCCCUCCCCACACACAGACGCUCAAGGAGCUUCAUCAGGUACUGGAAACUCUUCUCUUGAGCACAUUUACUUCCUGGAAAGCUUUUUUCCCAUUGGUGAAAGACAGUGCCAGUGGAACAUACACCUUCAUUACUGGUGGUGCUGGAGAGCGGUUGCUGAUGCCAGGGACUGGAUUUCUCACUCUGGGGGCAGCAGGGGCUUUGGCAUUCUGCCAGGUAAUCAGGGAGGAGUACCCUGAUGUGCCAUGCAAACUGAAUGAGGUGAAGGUAAACAUGGGAGUCGCCACUGCAGAGAGGAUGGGACCAGGUUACAUCAACCACCUGGACCUGGGCGAGGCGGUGGCAUCUCUGGUGGAGAAGAGGAACACCUCACACAAAGUGUUCAGCAUCAGCUCCCCUGCUGACCUCAAGACCGUCUUCCUGGAGGAGAAAAUCUAAUUGUCCUGCCAGAGACUGAAUAUGAAUGCCCUUUAGCAGUGGCACUUCUGCAAACACCAUAUGCAGUACAUUACAUUGUAGAGCUAUUGCAGACAUGCUGCAGGAACCAUAGUGAGAACCAGUAGUUGUUCUGUAACCAUAGAUAAAUUGUGGCUUUAUAAUAUAACCCCCGCCCCUCCGCCCCCUCAGUUUCCCUAAGAAAAGGCAUUUGUUGCCACUUGUCUGGUGUUUUCAUUGAAAAUAUAGCAAAUACAAAAGUACACUCCCUUUUUAUUUCACCAUCUAACAUUAAAAAAAAAAAUGAAAUACUGAAAACCAGGAAUUCAUGAAAAGAACAUGCAUUUACAAUUAUUACCGUGAAUAAACUGAAUCUGUGAAUGAUUUGCAUUGUGAAGAAAAUAAGGGGGUACUGCAGUUCGCUUUAUCUGAGACCCACAUGGUGAGGUUUAUUGAGUUUACUUUUCUAAAAUUUAAAACUGCCCUUUGAUGUUAAACAAAACUUCCAUAAUGGAUACAUAAAAUUACUGACUUAUAGUUCCAGAAUCAAACUGGGCCAAAUCCAAAAUAUUUGUGUGAGUGUCUGCAUGUGUGCAUCUUUUUCGCACCACAGAUAUACCAGACAGGGCAUACUGCCUUCAAACCACAGCUUAAGGGAUUUUUUUUUUUUUUAGAGCACUAACAUGUGGAUUAUAUACAAACUGACACAAGAGGCUUACCAAAAAUGAAAAAGUAGGUUACAAUAACUGGUCAUUUGCUUUCACCUUUUUCUCAAAAAGGUUAUUUUAAUACCAAUAGAUUACUGAAUGAGGUCCAGUGUUGUCUUAUUUCUACACCUGUCCAAACUAAUGUGGCAGCGCUAACCGUGCAUUAAACAAAACACGUAGGAGUUGUGUUUGAGUGACCCAGUGAUUUUGGACAGAAAUAGUCCAGCUUCGUUGUAUUGGUUUGGUCUCUUCUCCCCUGUGUGAGCUAUUUAUAACAGGCUAUAUCAAUUGACUUGCCUUUUUGUUUUGUUUGCCUGCCAUGAUAUUUGUUUGCAGGAAUUUGAUUUAUGACAAUGAAAGACAGCUAAGCCUAUUUUGUAACAAAUCACAGUGUGUUAACAAACAUCCUUUCCCAAAAUGUCCUUUAUAUAUGCCUGUGUACACAGUGAGACACCCACAGCACUAAUUUGACACUCUAAAGUAUGAGGGUAUUUGUAGAUUUGCUGAACUGCCAAUCUAUCAAUUCCGAGUCAUGGAUGUUUUCAAGACACACUCUGAAGAAUAGUUUGAAAUUACAAAACAAUGCUGGACGUUAGAUUCUACUUUCCUUCCAGCGUUACAGGCCUGUUUAUUUAUAUUAGGCUGUGCCUUAAAUUUGCUCUCUGUAAAGAAACCUCCCUUUACUGUCCCACUAUGCCACAGCUGGAUUUUUAAAAACUUUGUGUGAUAGAAUGCAAAUAGCAAUAUCAAAAUUACUAAUGGCAGACAGACUAACCUUUGAUUUAUUUUUUAUUUUAAUUUUUUUAUAAUAUCUGUAAUUUCUUCUUCGACUUCAAGAUCGGUCCCCCUACUGGUCAUUCCAUGCAUUGUCCCUAGAUUAUGGAUUAUAGAUUCAAUUUAAAAUGUAUACCAACACAACAAUUACUAAAUGAAAGUGCUGGGACACAAGGGAGUUUGUGGCUACAGACACCUGUUAUAACAGUGGUUUGUAAAAGUGUUGGAAACAUUAGAUAAUAAUAAAACAUUUUCAUUAAAGAUCUAUGGAAUGAUGAUCAGGGCAAGGAGAAACAGUAGCUCCAGUCUAUGGCAUGCUAAGGGUUAAAGUUCAUUCUAUAUUUAGAUGACAUCAUUCAUAUCAUAUUAAACAUCAGUUAUUGCUAGGUGUGCCACACUUAAUUAAGUUUAGAAAACAAGGGCCACUAUUUUUGUUACACUUUUUAGCAGUAACAGUUCCAGUAUUUAGUUUACUAGAGCAUAAGGACAUAAAAGCUAUGAAUGCAUGCUAAGUUAUCCCCAGUCCUUACAGUCUCAGAUUGGUAACCUCAGUUAUUUUGUUAGUUCAUUGCUUUAGCUGUGCAGUAACCGUGUGUCAAAGCUAACCUAUUCAUCACAAGUAAAUCAGACCAGGCAUGCAGACACUUGUUGAUGUCUAUUGUGUGUAUUAAACCAGUAGAAUAGUUUUAUAUUGUGGCUCUGUGAUAGCAAGGGUCAUCUGUUACAGGUGAAUCUAUAGGUACAUUCUCCUCCAUAUGUUUCUGUGUAAGCUGCAUUUAGUAUUCAAGAUAAGUGCUUGUCUUUUGCGAUGUAACUACAGUAAAUACAUUUCAUGCUUCCUUAAAUCACUUUAAAGUGCACAUUUUAAGACAUUCUAUUUGUAAAGAAACAAAACUGUUUUAUGUUUUGCAUCUUCAAUAAAAGCCAGUACCCUA